Candidozyma auris is the source of this 516-nucleotide messenger RNA. RefSeq names its product 3-hydroxyanthranilate 3,4-dioxygenase. The transcript has a single exon. Gene Ontology annotation, biological process: 'de novo' NAD+ biosynthetic process from L-tryptophan; quinolinate metabolic process. Bases 1 to 516 code for a protein of 171 amino acids. Gene Ontology annotation, cellular component: cytoplasm. The record is from RefSeq and is a predicted model, not a curated record. NCBI's taxonomy places the organism in Eukaryota, Fungi, Ascomycota, Pichiomycetes, Serinales, Metschnikowiaceae. Gene Ontology annotation, molecular function: 3-hydroxyanthranilate 3,4-dioxygenase activity; iron ion binding.
AUGCUUACGCCGCCGAUCAACAUCAAAAACUGGAUAGCCGAAAACGGUCACUUGUUGAAACCGCCCGUCAACAACUAUUGUCUUCACCGUGGGGGUGCGACUGUUAUGAUAGUAGGAGGGCCCAACGAGAGAACUGACUACCAUGUGAACCAGACCCCAGAGUAUUUCCACCAGCUCAAAGGGAAAAUGUGCUUGAAAGUUGUUGAUGAAGGUGAGUUCAAGGACAUUGUGAUCGAAGAAGGCGACUCGUUUUUGUUACCAGGGAAUGUGCCUCACAACCCCGUGAGGUUUGCCAAUACCAUUGGCUUGGUGGUGGAGCAGGAUCGGCCCGAGGGAGUCAACGACAAGAUCCGGUGGUACUGCCGUAAUUGCAAAGAAAUCGUGCACGAGAUUGUGUUCUACUGCUCGGAUUUGGGCACACAGGUUAAGGAGGCCAUUUUGUCGUUCGAUGGGGACGACGAGGCCAGGACAUGCAAGAAGUGUGGCGAGUACAACUACUCGAAGCCACAGGUCUAG